AUCGUUACAUAGGUCUCGCCAUGACGGAUCAAGAUCUUAAACUGAAUUUUGAUACGAUGGACCCAAAUGAUUUCAAGGACUUCGCUAAAGCGAUGUCAGAUUACAUAGUGGAAUAUUUGGAAAACAUCAGAGAGAGGCAAGUAGUACCAUCUGUAAAGCCGGGUUACUUACGACCUCUGGUGCCGGAGCAGCCGCCGCAGCAAGCUGAGCCGUGGACAGCCGUAAUGGCGGACAUCGAGCGUGUGGUCAUGUCCGGCGUGACGCAUUGGCACUCACCGCGAUUCCAUGCCUACUUCCCCACGGCACAGUCCUACCCAGCAAUCGUGGCUGAUAUGCUCAGCGGCGCUAUUGCUUGCAUAGGCUUUACUUGGAUAGCGAGUCCUGCAUGCACAGAAUUAGAAGUUGUGAUGUUGGAUUGGCUGGGCCAAAUGUUAGGUUUGCCCGAUGCCUUCCUGGCGCGAUCUGGUGGCGAAGGAGGUGGCGUUAUCCAAGGCACCGCCAGCGAAGCUACAUUGGUCGCUCUUCUCGGAGCCAAAGCUCGCACCAUACAACGCCUUAAGGAACAACACCCUGAAUGGACCGAGACAGACAUUCUUGCUAAACUUGUGGGUUAUUGCAGCAAGCAAGCACAUUCGUCAGUUGAGCGCGCUGGUCUAUUGGGAGGAGUAAAACUGCGGUCUGUGAAAACGGACGGUAAGAGACGUUUACGUGGUGACAUGCUUCGUGAAGUCAUCGAAGAAGAUAUUCGCAACGGACUUAUUCCUUUUUACGUGGUGGCUACAUUGGGCACAACAUCGUCGUGUACCUUUGACGCUUUGGACGAAAUUGGUGAUGCAUGUAAUGAACAUAACAUAUGGUUGCACAUCGAUGCUGCAUACGCAGGAUCUGCAUUUAUUUGCCCUGAGUACCGUUACCUUAUGAAAGGUGUUGAAAAGGCAGAUUCAUUUGAUUUCAACCCUCACAAGUGGAUGCUGGUUAAUUUUGACUGUUCCGCGCUCUGGCUAAAGGAACCGCGAUGGAUCGUGGAUGCGUUCAAUGUAGAUCCUCUUUAUUUGAAACAUGACAUGCAAGGAGCUGUACCUGAUUAUCGUCACUGGCAAAUUCCACUUGGGCGUCGUUUCAGAGCAUUGAAGUUAUGGUUUGUAUUGAGGCUCUAUGGAGUAGAAAAUCUCCAAAAGCAUAUCAGGAAACAUAUUGCUCUGGCUCAUCUUUUCGAGAAUUUGUGCACUUCGGAUGAGAGGUUUGAAUUGUUUGAAGAGGUGACAAUGGGACUCGUAUGCUUCAGGGUGAAAGGAAGUAAUGAACUGAAUGAAGCGUUGCUUAGACGAAUUAACGGUCGCGGAAAAAUUCACCUCGUUCCAUCUAAGAUAGACGAUGUCUAUUUCCUAAGAUUGGCCAUAUGUUCGCGUUUCACUGAAGAGAAAGAUAUUCACAUAUCUUGGGAAGAAAUUAAAACAUCGGCCGAUGAAGUACUCAGAACUAGCACCAAGUAAUAAAUUUUGUGGGAGAGGAUACAUUGUAUAAAAUAUUUGAAAUUUAUUAUUUAUUUUAGAAUCUAUCUUCAUGUACUAAUAAUUAUUGUUAUUGUUAUAUACAAUCAUAAUCUCUAUUUACAUAAGUGAAUGUCCAUAUUUAUUUGAAUGAGAAAAUAUACAAAUGUAUACAAGUCUAGUAUGAAUAUAAUUGUGAUAUUGUUUAUGUGUAUUUUAAAGUUGACGAAAAAUAAUAUUUAGUAAAUAAGCAUGUAAAAUAUUGGACCAGUUGUUAGAUAUUAUAUUGACAAUAAAUUCGUUUUGAAAAAAAAAAAUUAAACAGCUAUUAGCAUUCUAACCGCGAAA
Messenger RNA from Hyposmocoma kahamanoa, 1838 nucleotides. Its product is annotated as aromatic-L-amino-acid decarboxylase. Lineage: Eukaryota; Metazoa; Arthropoda; Insecta; Lepidoptera; Cosmopterigidae. Bases 21 to 1493 code for a protein of 490 amino acids. Gene Ontology annotation, molecular function: aromatic-L-amino-acid decarboxylase activity; pyridoxal phosphate binding. The transcript is spliced from 6 exons. Gene Ontology annotation, biological process: catecholamine metabolic process; amino acid metabolic process; serotonin biosynthetic process. The record is from RefSeq and is a predicted model, not a curated record.